AAUGUGAAUUAAAAUGUAAAAUUUUAAUUUUACAUUAAAAAUUAAAAAAUUUUUAAUGUAAAAAUUUUUUAAUUGUUAUUUCCUUAGAAAAAGUAAAUUGGGUUAACCCUUAUUUCUAAACCCAUGGAUUUGAGAAAAGAUUUUUGUAAAAGUGCAUCUAAAGACCAUGUUUCUUAAUUUCAGUAUGAGACCCAGGACAUUCUAUGCUUAAAAUUGUUAUGUUGUAAAACUUGGGAAAGAAAGAGGAGUAAACUUUAGUAAAUGCUUCCAAACAUGACUUGCUUCCUUCCACAGGAUUUCCAGUCCCUACCUGGCUGUGAUCAUUGUGAUGGAGCACAAGAAAAAACUGUUAGUCCCAGAUUCGAAUGACUUCAAGGAGGGGAAGAGUAUGAAAAACCCUCUUACAGGAGAUGAGAGUAAGAAUAAUUUGGAAGCUGUACAACACAGUAACCCUAAGGCAGAUAAACUUAAAGACAGAGGCUCAAAAUGGUCUAAAAGAGAUGGCCCAAAAAAUUCUAAGCAUGAGGAUACAAAAGAAAUGCCGCUGGCAUGGUACAAAGGAGUUAAGAUUUGGUGUCAUGAUUCCUAUGAAAAUGAUGGCAAGCUAAAGAAUCAGUGGGGAAAUUCUACAGGAAAAGAGAAGGAAAUCUCCAAUCACUGGGAAUGGGAUCCAGGAGAACAUGCCAAUGCCUCCAUCCAGCAGAAUUCAUCCUCUGCAAACAAACCUUACAAGUGUUCUGAAUGUUGGAAAAGCUUUAGUAAUAGUUCUCAUUUGCGUACGCACCAAAGGACCCACUCAGGAGAAAAGCCUUAUAAAUGCUCUGAGUGUGGGAAAUGCUUUGGUAACAGCUCUCAUCUGAUUCAGCAUCUGAGAACACACACAGGAGAGAAGCCCUAUCAGUGUAGGGAAUGUGGGAAACGCUUCAGUAAUACUUCCCAUCUUAUUAUCCACGAGAGAACUCAUACAGGAGAGAAACCUUAUAAAUGUCCUGAGUGUGGGAAGAGUUUCAGUAGCAGCUCUCACCUUAUUCAGCAUCACAGAUCGCAUACAGGUGAAAGGCCGUAUGAAUGUCCUGUAUGUGGGAAAUGCUUCAGCCAUAGCUAUGUCCUAAUAGAACAUCAGAGAACUCACACUGGAGAAAAACCUUAUAAGUGCCCUGAUUGUGGGAAAAGUUUUAGUCAGAGUUCCAGCCUGACUCGCCACCAGCGGACACACACAGGUGAGAAGCCCUACAAGUGUCUAGAAUGUGGAAAAAGCUUUGGUUGUAAUUCUACUCUAAUAAAGCAUCGGAGAGUACAUACAGGAGAAAAGCCCCAUCAGUGUCCAGAAUGUGGGAAGAAUUUCAGUCGAAGUUCAAACCUUAUUACACACCAAAAAACACAUACAGGAGGGAAAUCCUAUGAAAGUUCUGAAUGUGAAGAGAGUUUGGAUCAGAACUGCAGUGGACUAGAAGAAUACAGAAUCCAGCCAGGAGAAAAACCAUAUAAAUGUUGUGAAUGUGGAAAGAGUUUUGGCCUUAGCUCCCAUCUCAUUAGACAUCAGAGAACACAUACAGGAGAAAAACCUUUCAGAUGUUCUGAAUGUUGGAAAACUUUCAGUCAGAGUUCCACCCUGGUGAUUCACCAAAGGACACAUACAGGAGAGAAACCUUAUAAAUGUCCUGAUUGUGGUGAAUGCUUCAGUCAAAGCUUUAACCUUAUAAGGCAUCGGAGGACCCACGUGGGAGAAAAACCUUACAAAUGUACAGACUGUGAGAAGUGCUUCAGCAGAAGUGCCUACCUCAAUCAGCAUAGAAAAAUUCACUUAGAAAGGUCUUUUGCAUCUCCUGAAGUUGAGGGUUUUCCUCAAGGAUGGACUUGGAAAAACUGUUCAGGGGUAAUGGCCCUCACCCCUUCACUUUCAGUUCCAAAUUCAUCUUCCUGAAUCUCAAAGCCUGUUUUUGUUUUUUUAAUUGGGCCAUUACAAUUAAAGUAUUCUAUAAUUACUGUUCUACAGAGUUUCUUUGGUGUGUUUACCAAAAUGUCUGGAAAAAGUCAACCUCUCAGUUUAGAAGAUAGGAAGACCCAGAUAACCAGGUCAAUGGAUCUGUCCAGUGGGAGAUAAACCAAGGAUGGAGAAAAAAGAAGACUGUUUUGAAGGUAAGACAGGAAUAGCUUCAAAGGAAAAUGUAAAGAGUAAUCCUAAGAAUAAGCAAAAGGACACCUUGCAUUUCCAUGGAAUUAUCCUACUUUUUUCUUAUUGGGUAGAGGUAGAUCAUUACUGUUCCCAGGAGGUUCCCCAGAGAAAGAUUCUUUUUGAACAAUGUGAUUUCCUGCUGUUUUGUUGGAAGAAAAGAAUUAUUUUAUAAAAUCUUUCCAAAUGCAUUUUUAUUCACUGAAAAUUAACUUUUGUAGCAUAAAGAACUACACCAUCCAGUACAAUAGCCACUAGUCACAUGUGACUAAUUAAAUUUAAAGUUAUAGUUAUCAAAAUUAAAUAAAAUUUAAAAUUCAGUUCCUUAGUUACACUAGGUCCAUACCAAGUGCUCAGUAGCCACAGGUGUGGCUUCUGUAUUGGAUAUCAUCACAGAAAGUUCUUUUUUUUGAGAUCAGACACAUAAAUAUUUCCUAAAAGGAAAUAUGCUCUGGGGUCUCUGCAAUAUAGAGUAGAAAUGGGAUAGAAUUUCAAAGGCACUGGGUCUAGAGACUGGGUAUUCUAAUUUAUGUUCAGCUGCCUGGAUUAUCCAGUUAUUCGAUCCUAUUGUCUGUUGGCCAAAGCCAGAUUAGGAGGUGAGAUUCCUCAAUUCCGUUCUUAACUUUUUGACAGUUAGUCCUUUCCCCUGAGUUUUCCCAUUACAUAAUUUCUGGUCAGAUCAGAAACUGGGUUCUUUUUCUAAUAAUUAAGCUCCCGAUUCUGAGCAGUGUCCAGGGACGGUUUGCCAUUGAAGACCAAGAUUCCUUAGUUCCAGUUUCAGCAGUUUGCUUUUGCCUGUGUACUUACUUGGUAUAUGGGUCUAAUAACUGAGAUCUGAACCUUUCUUACUUGGGGAAUGAUGCUAUGAAAAUAUUAAAUAUUUCAUUUCUUUCCCCCUGCUACUGCAAAAAAUAAAUGUGCAGGAAGGUCAAGAAUCCUGAGAUGCCAAAUAUUUCAAUCUAAUUUUUGGAUACUAAAUACAUUUUAUGAAAAAUACAAUAGAGAUGCAAAUUAGGAAUGUGGAGCCAGAAAGGGCCAGUUGUAACUGCUGCAAAAAGCAGCAGCUGGAGGGUAACUUAAAUUUUACAGGGAUUAUUUAUUCUUUCAUGAUUGUGGUGUACCUGAUUAAGUGUGUGAAAAGAAAUAAAAACCAAAUAGAGUUACUAUGGCUAAGAGAUUUAAGAUGGAGCCUGGAGGCCAUUCAGGAGUUUACUCCUAUGUAAAUCUUAGCCAGAUAUCACAAACUGCCCAAGUAUGCAUAGCCACAGACAACAAGUGUUUCUGAAAACCCUAAGAACAUCUUGAUAAUUUGAUAGCAUAAGCAAACCACAAGAUAAAGAAAUCAGUAAACUAUCUAAACUGAAGGCUAUUUGGAGCACCCCAAAUAUCCACCGAUCACAAACAACAUAUGUAAUCUUCAUUUUAUUUAAAAACCUUUGCGUGGAAGUGACAAGACAGGACAUGACUUGGGUGACUACCUGAAUUUGUGCUCCCCGAAUUGCAAU
Molecule: messenger RNA, 3678 nt
Organism: Choloepus didactylus (southern two-toed sloth)
Lineage: Eukaryota; Metazoa; Chordata; Mammalia; Pilosa; Megalonychidae
Gene: ZNF572
Product: zinc finger protein 572
Exons: 2
Coding region: 329-1924 (531 amino acids)
Biological process (GO): regulation of transcription by RNA polymerase II
Molecular function (GO): DNA-binding transcription factor activity, RNA polymerase II-specific; RNA polymerase II cis-regulatory region sequence-specific DNA binding
Source: RefSeq, a predicted model, not a curated record